Chelonia mydas (Green sea turtle) is the source of this 261-nucleotide messenger RNA. RefSeq names its product histone H4-like. The transcript has a single exon. The coding region runs from base 1 to 261 and encodes 86 amino acids. The record is from RefSeq and is a predicted model, not a curated record. NCBI's taxonomy places the organism in Eukaryota, Metazoa, Chordata, Testudines, Cheloniidae. Gene Ontology annotation, biological process: nucleosome assembly. Gene Ontology annotation, molecular function: DNA binding; protein heterodimerization activity; structural constituent of chromatin.
AUGUCUGGUCGCGGUAAGGGUGGUAAAGGCUUGAGGAAGGGAGGUGCCAAGCACCAUCAUAAAGUGUUUCGGGAUAACAUCCAAGGUAUUACCAAGCCAGCUAUUCAUCACUUGGCUCGAUGUGGGGUGGGGUGGGGUGGGGUGGGGGGGUGCGUGAAGCGUAUUUCGGGAUUGAUCUACGAAGAGACCCGGGUAGUGCUGAAGGUGUUCUUGGAGAACGUGAUCUGCAAUGCUGUCAUGUACACUGAACAUGCCAAGUGA